AUGGACAGCAGAACUGAGCACGCAGAAACUCACAGGAAUAAGUGUGCAGCAUGCUUUAGACAGUUCAACAAAAUGGAGCACCUUGUGGAGCACAUGAGGAUCUCAUGUCAUUCUGAUCAUGAACCAUCAUGUGGCAUUUGUGGGAAACACUGCAGGUCCUUUGAGUCUCUAAGGGAACAUCUUCUUGGUCCACUACCAAAACAGGAAUGCAGAGAUAUUUUUGCCAACCGAGGAUGCAAGUUUUGCUUUAAAGUCCUUGAUAACCAAAACUCAAGCACGUUCCACCAAGAAAGAUGCAGAGUCUCUGGAAUAAAUGCUGAACUAAAUGCGCGCUUUUCAAACUUGACCAUUAUUGAUAAUUUGAUUAUUGGUGGAAGGGGGCAACAAGUAGUUGCACUUGCUUGUAAAAUGGUUGGUGGUGGCAGUGAUGGCUCAAUGGAUCUUUGUGCAAGAGUAUGCAUAAUUGAUGAGCAUGAAAACAUCAUUUUCCAUUCUUAUGUGAACCCACCAAUUCCAGUCACAAACUAUAGGUUUGAGAUGACAGGUAUUAGACCAGAAUACUUGAGGGAUGCAAUGCCAACAAGGCAAGUGCAGAGGAGGAUUCAAGAUUUCCUAUGCAAUGGAGAACCUGUGUGGACAAUUCGACCAAGAGGUGGAAAUGCCAGGAUUCUUGUGGGUCAUGGUUUAGAUCAUGACUUGGAAUGCUUGCAGAUAGAAUAUAGAGCAGAAAAAAUUAGGGACACUGCAAAAUACCCUCCAUUGAUGAAGACAAGCAAGUUGAGCAACGCACUCAAGUACUUAACACAAGCGUAUCUUGGGUAUGACAUUCAAAUUGGGAUACAGGAUCCUUAUGAUGAUUGUGUAGCAACAAUGAGGCUCUACAACAGAAUGAGAUCUCAAGAACACAAAAUAGAGUAUUACCCUUUGAAAUCUGACCCACAAAACAGGAAUAGUUUUGCUUCAUGGAGGCAAAGUGAGCUUGAGAAAAUGACCCCCACACAAAUGCUGGAAAUCUCAAAAUCCGAUUACAAUUGCUGGUGCUUGGAUUCCUUAUGUAGUACUUGA
Gastrolobium bilobum is the source of this 1065-nucleotide messenger RNA. Its product is annotated as RNA exonuclease 4-like. Gene Ontology annotation, cellular component: nucleus. The transcript is spliced from 7 exons. Gene Ontology annotation, biological process: rRNA processing. The coding region runs from base 1 to 1065 and encodes 354 amino acids. NCBI's taxonomy places the organism in Eukaryota, Viridiplantae, Streptophyta, Magnoliopsida, Fabales, Fabaceae. The record is from RefSeq and is a predicted model, not a curated record. Gene Ontology annotation, molecular function: 3'-5' exonuclease activity; nucleic acid binding.